AGUAAAUUGUAAUUUUCCUUGCUAUUUCAUGAGAUAUAUGAACAAUUUUUUUGUUCAGUGUAGUGCACUAUCCUUCCCCUACAAACGUACCGACAGAGAAUAUCAACUAAACUUUUCUUUCGCAACUACGAUCAACAUUUUAAGGAACGAAAAAAAGAAAGAAUAAGGAAGCAAUUCGGAAACUUUUUUAUCGAUUCCGUUAAUUAAAUUAAAAGAAAAUUAUUUCUAUCUUUUAUAGACAAGAACCUAAAAGAAACUAUCUUUUUUAGGAGACGGGGAUUUGAACCUGCAUUAUCGCAGUCGUCAUGAAUUCUACUAGCGCGGAUAAUACGUUCAGCUCUACUAGGGCAGCUGCUUCAGUCUCCUCUACCCCUCUAUCGAGUACCAACCCAGCGGCCGCCUCUGCGUCAGGUUCGGCCAGUUCAACAGCACCUUCAUCCUCCACCGAUAAUAACGGUGGAUCCCUUAGCCAAAGUUCUUCCACUUCUUCAUCGGCUCAAGUAGGCAGUGGCGGUAGUAGUUCCAGUGACGCUGGAUCUAGUUCCUCCACUUCUCCUUCAUCUUCGGAUUUAGUCAGUUCUUCCGGAACCAUCGUCAGUAGCGUUUACAGUGAUGGACCUUCUUUUGUUACAAAAAUUUCAACCUCCUAUGUUUCUCAUACCGGUUCUCCCAAUUGGAACACUUCUUCGCCCGCAAGCUCUACCAGUUCUCAUCCUCUUUCUAGUAAAACGUCCCUUUCUGCUUCUGGUCAUUUGGCUUCGGAUUCUAAAAAGGGUAGCGGUAGUAAUCAUAAAAGUGUAGUAAUUGGAUGUGCUGUUGCCAUUCCUAUUGGUGUAGUGCUCAUUUUAAUUGCCCUUGGUAUUCUCUUUUGGAAGAGACUUCAACGGGCUAAACGAAUUAAAGCUGAGCGUAUGCAGGAAGUUGAAGAAUAUGGCUUCAAUCCCAACCAAAGCAACAAUUUCCGUGGUCCGAACCGAGCCUCUUCCCCAGAUAGAUACCGAGGUUGGAGUGGAAGCCCUGCUCUGGCUGUUGCUAGCACUGGGUCUGGUCGUCCUAUCGCUACUAGACCAGCUGCUGCUGCUCCCAAUGCAUCGCCUCCCAACACAUCACCUCCUGGUACGGGUGCUUCUCAAAACUCUACAAAUAGUGGACGUUCUAACCCGACUGCGGCAGGUGCAGGUGCGUUGGGUGGAGCAGCUGUCAAUCGUAAUGCUCCAAAUAACUCUGUUGCUUCAAAUCGUAUGGUCAGACCUGUCGGUAAUCCCGCUCAAUCGAGUCCUCCUGAUAAUACAGCAGGACCUCAAGCUGCCAACAAUGGGAGUAAUUUUUCUGAGGGGUUAGGCGCAUCCCCUUUUGAUGAACAUAAUCCUGAAGAGCCCGAACAAGGUGAAUCCGAAGCCUUUUUUGAAGGCCCCUUAGCUACAAUUCCUGAAAGUGAUACUGAAAGCCAAACGAGUGAGGCUCCUCCAAAUUCUUCUGAAUCUUCCAGAUUGCUAUCUCGCCAUUCACGCCGUCCUUCACCAAGUGAAAGUGUGACUAGUCAGCCUAAUUACUCUCCAUUUGCCGACGGUAGUCAGGCGCCACUUCGCACCUCUAGUGAGGCUCGCCGGCAAAACAUGAUUUAAUCAUAACCAUCUCGUGAAUAUUAUAGGAAUCUAUAAUAUUCCAUCUAAGAAUCAUUGCUACUGAUCUAUGGCAGCCAUGAUUAUUGUGAACCUCCAUAGUGGGUAAAUUUGUGAGGUCCAAAUUAUUUUUUUACUAUGUAUACUCACGCUUUAUUCAUAUAAAUAAGAACGAUCAAUUGGUGUAAACUAUGUUUUCCGGUGAUUGAACGUUCGAUAUGUUUAAAAAAAUUGAACUUUAGUGGGUAUUCGCUUGUUUGGUUAUACCUAUAUGGUUUAUGGAACGAAACACUCUUUUGUUCUCACAUAAAUAAAACGAUCUGAUAUUUUUGCUAGAUGCUUGUUUGGUAUCUAGUUUCACAAGUGGUUUCAUACCAUCGUUUGACAUCUCGAAAUCUUUCCUUUAUUCCCUCACUACCUACCUUCUUUCCAUGGUUUUUCUGCAUUUGUUUAUUUUUCUCUAUUUUAUUUACUUACUUUUUCGUUUUCAUUAGUUUGUUUUCUUCUAGAUCAUCCCUUUUAUAUGUAACAUUAUACAUUUACGAGGGAAAUUAAGGUGUACAAGCUUCUCCACUCGUUUCCUAUGUCAAAACGCGUGUUUUUGACGUUUAUGGACUUCUGGAUUUCGCAAUUUAUAGAAAAUCAAAUACUUCUUCUUCCUUGUUCCGUUUGUCUUUUUUCUUUCUUCAUCGUUCUGAGUUUGAUUAUUAGGACCCAUAAAGCUUCUAUACAAGAAUCUAGCAGAGUUACGUUUUUUUUUAUUUCAUUUCUAUGCUUUAAAAAUGAUGACUAUUCAUUUGGAUCUUACAAAAUGAACAAGAUAUGGGUCUGUUUUCAAAUUCUAUUUCCUAAAUUCUCUCAUUUACUUGUUUUAUGAAACUACAAUCUAUUUUUACAUUAUAAACAUUAUAAUUUCCUUGGUAAUCUUAGUUUCCUAAACAAAUGAAUCUCAAUUCUUCUCACAAUCAA
Schizosaccharomyces octosporus yFS286 is the source of this 2591-nucleotide messenger RNA. RefSeq lists its product as uncharacterized. NCBI's taxonomy places the organism in Eukaryota, Fungi, Ascomycota, Schizosaccharomycetes, Schizosaccharomycetales, Schizosaccharomycetaceae. The record is from RefSeq and is a predicted model, not a curated record. Bases 306 to 1625 code for a protein of 439 amino acids. The transcript has a single exon.